Messenger RNA from Nicotiana tabacum (common tobacco), 1102 nucleotides. Lineage: Eukaryota; Viridiplantae; Streptophyta; Magnoliopsida; Solanales; Solanaceae. The record is from RefSeq and is a predicted model, not a curated record.
CCCCCCCAUGUGACCCCACCAUCCCCUUAAUUUUGGUGAAAUGAUCAUUAUUGGAGAGAAAGAAAGGUGACAGUUUAAUUUGCUCGUUAAUGAGACAAAUCAAAGUUAUACAUAUGGUCUCAUGACAAUGUCGAUAUCAUAUAAUUAUCAUGAAUUAAUGUCUCUGUAUAUGUUCUUUUCUAGUUUGGUUUUCUAGCUACAUUCUUGAAACUCCCAUUUUUCCAGCUAGUUAGAAAGGAAAAUGGCACAGUUACCUCCAAGAGUGCCUAACAUGACACCAAAUUGGCCUGAUUUUUCACUUCAGAAAAUGGACAACUUAUCUCCCAAUGCAACUGCUGCUAACAAUAACCCUUUAUGGGCGGACGAAUUCCUCGACUUCUCGACGAAACGCGGGUCCCACCGGAGAUCAAUGAGCGACUCCAUUGCUUUCUUGGAGACUCCAAUGGUGGAGGAAUGCAGAAGGCUAUCAUCAACUCCGGGUUCGGGUGGAACCAGUACUGGUAAUGAGGAAUUUGAGAGGUUUGAUGAUGAGCAGCAGAUCAUGUCCAUGUUUAACGACGACGAACACGACAAUAUGUCGUGUUCGAACCCGUCGUCGCCGUCUGAUUACAUCAAUGUUAAUGAAGAUAAUAAAAGGAUGAUUGCAGGCGGCGGCGACCGUGAUCAAAUGCAGCAGCUUAAUGAGGAAGUUCAAAGCUCAUGCAAGACUACUGAGGAACCAACACCUACUCAUGCAAGUAUUGAAUAUUCUUGUGAAAAGGUUGUUGAUCCUAAGAGAAUUAAAAGGAUAUUGGCAAACAGACAAUCGGCACAAAGAUCACGGGUGAGGAAACUGCAGUACGUGUCGGAGCUGGAACGUAGUGUUAGCACACUUCAAGCUGAAGUUUCGGUAUUGUCACCAAGAGUUGCAUUUCUGGACCAUCAACGUUUGGUUCUAAACGUUGACAAUAGUGCCCUCAGGCAAAGAAUCGCAGCUCUUGCCCAAGAUAAAUUGUUUAAAGAUGCUCAUCAAGAAGCAUUGAAACGAGAAAUAGAGAGGUUGAGGCAAAUUUAUUACCAACAGAACCUCAAGCAGAUGGAAAACGGUACACAAUCAAAGUCA